Messenger RNA from Leptopilina boulardi, 2361 nucleotides. It is a transcript of the gene Lac, whose product is annotated as lachesin-like. The transcript is spliced from 6 exons. Bases 252 to 1334 code for a protein of 360 amino acids. Gene Ontology annotation, cellular component: neuron projection. Lineage: Eukaryota; Metazoa; Arthropoda; Insecta; Hymenoptera; Figitidae. The record is from RefSeq and is a predicted model, not a curated record.
GGCCUUGGCGUCAUUCAUUCGCCAUAUUUUAUCUGGCCCAAACACCUGCUGUAAAAGUGAAACGGUUCGCGUUAUUUGAAAACAAAUAAAAUUAACAAAAAUUCAUUUAAAAAAUUAUCAAAUAACUAUUUUGUUUCUUUACGAAAUUUCAGUGUAUAUUUUUCAUCGUCAGUGCCUUAUGUUUUAAAUAUAAGUUUAAAGUGUGUUUUUUUAUUUUUGGCAUUGUUUGAUCAUCAUUUGGGUGUGUCACGAUGACGUUACUACUUAGCGUGACUCUUUCACUAUUUAUGUUACUACAAAUAGUAACAUGCCAAAGAACGCCGAGCAUUUCUUAUAUUUCACAAGAACAAAUAAAAGAUAUUGGAAGUUCUGUUGAAAUGCAAUGUUCCGUUCAGUAUGCAAGCGAUUUUUCUGUAUUGUGGAUGAAAAAAGGUCGAGGUUAUGAUAGUACAUCAUUACCAUUAUCAACCGGUGCGACUUUAAUUGUACAAGACAGUAGAUUUGCUCUGAGAUACGAUCAAAGUUCAUCUACAUACGUUCUACAGAUUAAAGAUAUACAAGAAACGGAUGCUGGAGUCUAUCAAUGUCAAAUUAUUAUUACAAUUAAUAAUGUUAUAACAGCGGAUGUUGAUUUACGUGUUCGUCAACCGCCAGUUAUCAGUGAUAAUUCCACAAUAUCGAUAAUUGUCAGCGAGGAACAACCUGUUCAAUUGGAAUGCUACGCUGGUGGUUAUCCAACACCACAAAUAUCCUGGCGAAGGGAAAAUAAUGUUCUAUUACCAACUGGAGGAGCUAUUUAUCAUGGUAACAUUUUAAAAAUAGCACAAAUUCGAAAAGAAGAUCGUGGUACUUAUUAUUGUGUUGCGGAAAAUGGAGUUCGACCCGAAUCGAAACGUAAUUUAAAUGUUGAAGUUGAAUUUGCACCAGUUAUCACAGCGACAAGACCACGUCUUGGACAAGCAUUGCAAUAUGAUAUGGAUUUAGAAUGUCAUGUUGAAGCUUAUCCACCGCCAGCAAUUUCAUGGAUUAAAGAUGAUGUUCAAUUGUCAAAUAAUCAACAUUAUAAAAUUUCACAUUUCGCUACUGCCGAUGAAUAUACCGAUACAACACUCAGAGUAAUAACUGUUGAAAAAAAACAAUAUGGUUAUUAUACCUGUAAGGCUUCCAAUAAAUUAGGUUCUUCCGAAACUAAAGUCGAACUUUUUGAAACCAUUAUUCCUGUUUGUCCGCCUGCUUGUGGUCAAGCUCAGUAUGGAUCGGGCGUUAUACCAAUGCCAUCAGCUCUUAUGGUAGUUUUUACCUUAAUUUUCGCAGUUGCCUUAAGAAAUUACUAAUCCAGAUAUUAAUUAUCCUGGACUCGAAAGAUCAGCGGAGAAUCGACAAGUAGCAACAAAAUGGUUGCUUGCCUUAGUGAUUGCAUAUAUUUUUACCACUUUUUAAAAAAAAAAAAUAUUUAAGCCUAAAUAAUGACUUGAACUCAAUUGAAAAUUUUAUCGUGACGUUAUUUUUGUAGUUGUUUAUACAAAAGAAAAAAAAGAAAAGUAUUCUUUUUUUUUUUAUCAUUUUACAACGAAAAUGUUGGAAAAAAAAAUACUAAAAAUCGAACAUUCCAAAACUAUGAUACUAAAUUUAAGAAUUUGCAUAAGUUUCUAGAUAAGAAGAAAGAGAGAUUGAGAGAGUAGAUAGAAAGUCACGCUAAUAGAUCUUUUUCAAUAAUUGUUUUUUCUCAUUAUAAAGUGAGAAAUUAUUUAAUUUUUUUGUAAAUUUCACUUGUUUUUCUCUGAAGGUAUUUAUUGAUUCUUUUUUUUAAAAGAAUAUUUAUGCGAUAUUAACCGUCAAAAUGUGGCUUUGAAGUUGAAUAAUGAAUCUAAUUAGAACAAAAAAAAAGAAAGAAAAUUUACAAUAUUUUUUGUAACGAGCCUUUUUCUAGAAUUUUUUAGCAAUUUUUAUAUUUAUAUUUUAGUAAUUUUAAUAUUAAACUACAGUAUUUUAACAAAAAAAAAAAGAAAAGUGAUUCAAAGCCGUCUAUUUUUUAGUGAUAGUAAAAUGAUUUGUAUAUUAUGAACAAAUGAUAUUACGUACCUUGCGAUAAAUUGUACGUAUUUAAAAAAAAAAAAGCACUUAGACUGUAUUACUCACGACAGGGAUGAAUCUCGUUCACUCCAUGAACAUAUCGUUUUUAUUUUUACAUUUUUUUUUUUCUAGUAAAAUGGAAAUGUAAGUACGAUAUUAGAACAUUCGUUAAUGUAAGUUUUUUUGUAAAACGUUUUUUAUAAUGUUAGAGAAUUUUUGAAAGAUUUGUCAGUAAAAAAAAAAAAUUGUCCAAAAUGUUUUUGAAAAAAAUAAAAAUUGACAAAAUUA